Molecule: messenger RNA, 901 nt
Organism: Oppia nitens
Lineage: Eukaryota; Metazoa; Arthropoda; Arachnida; Sarcoptiformes; Oppiidae
Exons: 3
Coding region: 29-901 (290 amino acids)
Source: RefSeq, a predicted model, not a curated record
AUGUAAUGGCAUACUAGAUGUUCUAGAUAUGUCAGAUUCGAUUAUAAAUGARGUUUUAGGCGAUGAYGAUACUACUACUACUACUACUACUACUGCUGCUGGGCAUCCUAUUGUCAUGGUAACAUCAUCUGGGCAAAAUUCUAAAAAUUUGACAAAAAUGGCGGCUGCCGCUAUUCCUACUGCUAUCAAUGUUAAUACAGCUGUUACUGUUGCCACCACCAACACCGCAACCAACUGUCCACCAAUAACGCCAAGUUUUUGGCCUAAAAAUGAAAAAUUUUCCGAUUAUCGAUUGCAAUACAAAUYSCUGAACGUAUCGGAUAUUAAUAAACUAAUCAAUCAAACAUUGGAUAAACAAUGUCAGCUAGCUCGUAUAUUGGGUAAUUGGCUGAAACAMAAUAAACUAGACUAUAUAGCUGAACAAUCCUACARUGAUUGUCAAUUUGAACUUGAUGAUAAUCAACGGGUUAUGCAAACAAUUUCAAAACUGGUCAACCUAGAUGAACGUUUAGAACAUACCAUUAGACAAUUACGUUGGCUAGACUAUAGGACAAUGUUUUUUAUUAAUUCGAUUAAACGUGUUAGAAAUUGUACGUUCGAUGAAAUUGUUAGCUAUGUUAAUAUAUCGGAUGUAAACCAAUUGGUCAAAUUGGUUACCAAUGGUCAUCGGGAAGCAUUGAACGAAUUGGCUAAUGAAGUGGAAUCGGAUCGUCAAAAUGUUGGUAAAAAUUUUUGGAUACAAUUGGAUACACAGACAUUAGAUGAAUAUAAGGUUUUAUACGCCAAUGAGGACAAACAGUUGGCCCAAUUGAMGYCGGAUUCGAUCAAAAUUCCRACAAUGAGACUAAURAUAUUCAAAUUACAAUAUCUAAAUCGUAUCUAUAAAGUUAUACAUGAUUAG